This is a messenger RNA of Vicia faba (fava bean), 672 nucleotides long. The record is from the annotation of a GenBank genome assembly. NCBI's taxonomy places the organism in Eukaryota, Viridiplantae, Streptophyta, Magnoliopsida, Fabales, Fabaceae.
AUGUUUCAGGAAGCGAUGAAUGUUUAUAGAGUUCAAGAUGGCAAGAUUGGAAUCGAGUCUUCUAUUAUGUUGAACAUUGCAAUGAUUGAGAACGGAAUCAAGCCAAAUGUGGUCACAUUCAGUUCCAUAAUAGAUGCAUGUCAACAGUUGCCAGCAUUGGAGUAUGGAGUUAAUGGUUCUUCGCAAGCCAUUGAGUAUCCAAACGAACAAUCAUCUACAAUGCUUAUUGGUGGUGCUUUUCAGAAUAAGCCGGGGGAGGACCGGAUCUUGGAGAUGUUUCAGCAACUUGCUUCUGAAAAAGCUGGUCAUGUAAAGAAGCUUAGGAGGGGACGACAAGACCUACACUGCAUAUUUUGGCUCUUCCAAAAAAUGCAUGAGCUGCACAUUAAACCAAAUGUCGUCACAUUUUCAGCCAUUUUGAAUGCGUGCAGUCGCUGCAAUUCAUAUGAUGAUGCUGCAAAGCUGUUAGACACGCUGCCCUUGUUUGACAGCCAGGUGUAUGAAGUAACCCAUGGACUGUUGAUGGGUUAUAGGGAACAAGUAUGGUUUACUGCUCAGACUCUAUUCAAUGAACUCAUGCGGAUGGUUCUUCAACUGCGCCCGCGUUUUAUAACGCCCUCACAGAUAUGUUGUGGCACUUUGGUCAGAGACGCGGAGCUCAAAUGGUUGUAA